CUUCCAAUGAAAUUUCUGAAUUAAACGACAAAGAAACUGUUAUCUGUAAAUUGGAGAAAAAACGUUCAAAAUCACGUUUAUCUAAAGUUGAUGAAAAUUUUAAACCUAUUAAGCAAGAUGAUGAAAAAAAGAACAUAAAGAUUGAAAAACCUAUUAAACAAGAAGAUGAUGAAAAAAAGAACAUAAAGAUUGAAAAACCUAUUAAACGAGAAGAUGAUGAAAAAAAAUACAUAAAGAUUGAAAAAGAUAUUAAACAAGAUGAUGAAAAAAAAGACAUAAAAAUCGAAAAAGUUAUUAAACAAGAAGACGAAAAAAAAGACGUUAAAGUUGAAGAAGAUCUAAAAACUACAAACAAUAUUGAUUAUUCAACAUUAACUAAGCAAGAACUUUUGGAAUUGCACAAAAAAUUGAUUGCAAUUAAUAAGAAAUUAGAAAAGCAAAAUAUUGAAUAUGAAAAGUUAUUUUGUCAGCAAGAAGAGAAAAUCAAGAAUUUACAAAAAGAGAAUCAAUUUGAUUCAAUUUAUUCUAGUUUAACGACAUCUGAAAACUCGAAGUAUACAACUCACAAUACUAGUACUACACCUUAUUUAGAUGGUUUAAAACCUGAUGUUUCUGUGACUGAACGUAAUUAUAAACCUACUUCUUCAAACGUAAUUAUUAUUGGAGAACUUAAACGAGUUAAAUUAUCUAAAGCGCAUUAUGAACAAGUAUUUAAUUAUGGAAUUAAAAUUCUUGGAA
Molecule: messenger RNA, 738 nt
Organism: Racocetra fulgida
Lineage: Eukaryota; Fungi; Glomeromycota; Glomeromycetes; Diversisporales; Gigasporaceae
Source: the annotation of a GenBank genome assembly